Alternaria burnsii is the source of this 1050-nucleotide messenger RNA. RefSeq lists its product as uncharacterized. NCBI's taxonomy places the organism in Eukaryota, Fungi, Ascomycota, Dothideomycetes, Pleosporales, Pleosporaceae. The transcript is spliced from 2 exons. Bases 1 to 1050 code for a protein of 349 amino acids. The record is from RefSeq and is a predicted model, not a curated record.
AUGUCUCAUAACAUUCUUUUAACAGGCGGUUCUGGCUACCUCGGCGGCACGCUUCUUGCGCGCUGGAAUGAAGCACAGCUCCCUUCUUAUGGGAAGCUGUUCGCUCUCGUGCGCUCAUCGGAGCAAGCGAGUGCAGUCAAGAAGUACAAUGCCUCGCCUCUUACAAUCGAUGCAUCAAACCCAGCAAGCAUCAAAGAAACGAUCAUCAACGAAAAGAUCACGAUCGUCUUACAUCUCCACGAUGUUAUGGACACAACCUUCUCCACACACUCCAUUGCCGGCCUAGGUGAAGUCAGAAAACUGACCGGUCUCCAAACGCACUUCCUUUUUACCACCGGCGCGAAAGUAUUUUCGGAAUUCGUUGGAAUGCCGACAGAGCGACCCCUGCCCGACACUCAUCCGGAUCUUUAUGCACUACAAAAGCGUGCAAUCGACCACACGCCACUCAAGAUCUUUAGUCCAGCUCUCAAGGCUAACUGCAACAUAAUCGAGGUAGCAGAAGCGCAUGGUGUGCGUAGCUAUAUCUUUGUACCGUGCAUUGUGUAUGGGAAGGGAGAAGGCUUUGGGAACAAGACCUCAAUUCAGACCGUUGCUGUCAUCAAAGCGGCCAAGAAACUCCGUCAGGUGUAUCGAGUCGACGAAGGUAGACCGACCUGGCCUGUAUGUCAUGUUUUGGAUAACACUAGUCUAUACCUCGAUUUGAUCCGCUCAAUGCUUCAGAAAAGAUCGAUAGGCUAUGGUAAGAGCGGCUACUACAUCGCUUCUUCUGGUUCGGUUGCCUGGGACGACAUCUAUGAUGCGUACAGCCUUGAGCUUAAGAAACGAGGUGUCGUCGACAAUGAGACGGUAAAGGAUGCGGACGAUGCGAUCCAGGAGAAGAUGGCAGAAAUCCUUGAUGGAAUUCCAGCAAAAAUCCAGCUCGGUGGAUUAUGCACGUUGGCUGCUGAUAAUGGCCUGAAGAUUGGUUGGACGUCACGGUACAAGGCGGAGCACAUACUCGAAGCUGCAAAAGACGAAGUAGAUUUUGUCCUACGGAACACGAGAGACUAG